Molecule: messenger RNA, 4113 nt
Organism: Vittaforma corneae ATCC 50505
Lineage: Eukaryota; Fungi; Microsporidia; Nosematidae
Exons: 1
Coding region: 1-4113 (1370 amino acids)
Molecular function (GO): ATP-dependent chromatin remodeler activity; DNA binding; ATP hydrolysis activity
Source: RefSeq, a predicted model, not a curated record
AUGAACUCCCUUGAAAAGAUUUUCAAUUCAAUAAAAUCUUCGAAUACAAGGGAAAUGAAGCUAUUUAGUACAAAAGAACUUAUAAAGCAACUCAAAGAAUAUGAUGAUUACAUCCUGUACAUUCUCAAGAAUAUAUAUGCGCUGAUAUCGUCAGAAAAUAGCCACAACAGAAUGUGUGGUGCCAAGAUCCUAAAUUCACUCUCCAACUUUGAAUAUUCCUUUGACUUUACUCUUGAGAGUUCUUCGCAGACCACCGACUAUGUAUAUCUCCAAUCCAAGAGUAUGGGCAAUACCCAAUUCUCAGACAUCUCUAAACAAAAAAGAGAAAUACAGAAAGCCUUAGAUCUAGAAUAUGUAGAUGCAGAGCUAAUUGAAUAUUCUGAUAUUGCAGACAAUGGCACUGUGAGGAUAGAGUUGAAGACUGCAGAGUACAGGGAGAAACCCAUAGAAAAUGUAUAUGACUUUUUUGAGGCCAUCAAUUUGAUUCUCCUAAGCCCAGACUGGUACAAAAGGCAUGGCGGCUUUAUUUCAUACUGUGCUAUUUUAGCAUCAGCACAUAAUUGGAAUUUUGAUUUAGAUGUGGGUAUUACUGCGCAAAAGGGCGGGGGUGAACGCGGAAAUGAAAGUGUGCGAAAAGACGACCGUGUUGGCAAGAUCAAGAUUACCCUGUGUGGCGAUCUUUUCAACAAGAUUUUUGAAAUAUUCAAAAACGAUAAAUUCAAUGAUUUUCAAGGCGACGUCACGUCAAGCCCAGUAAAGGAGGCUGCCAGUAUACUUUUGAAGUAUAUCUAUCCAAUGAUGAAUAAUAAGCUAAUUUUGUAUGAGAUUACACACCUUCUUACAUCCUCCGACUGGCAGGAGCAAUUCUCGGCUCUGCUGGCCCUUUCGCAACUGAAGGAGCACUUUACACAGGAUCUAAUUGAUGGUAAUGGUUUGCUAGAAAAUUUUAUGGAUCUUCUGAUUGGCCUACUUGAAAGUGAGGAUGAGGAUGUCAAGUAUCUAAGCGCAGAUCUACUAGGAUACAUCGUUGAGAAGUUCAGAGUGAGCGACGUCAGUAUUGGUCUAAUAAAGAAUAAGUGUUGGACGGAGGUUGAGAACGAUGCUGCCAUAGCACAUUCUAAAGCAUCUAUUUUGGUUCUCCUCAAGAUUAUCUACUCCAAGACGCCUCUCACACCACCCUCCUCAUUUUCCUGUCUCUAUCCAUGCUUUACAUCUCCUACUGUCCUGAUCCGUAACAGUGCUCUGGAACUUUCUAAGGUAUUUGAGGGUGAAGAGUUUCUUUAUCUCCUGGCAGAAAGCAUCUUACUUGAGAUGCGAGGUGACUACAAACAUGCUGAUAUUUUGUUAUUUAAACUCGAUAGAGCCAAAGAUGCAUCGGCCAAUACUUUAAGAGUGUUUGCUUCUCAUUUUUUUAAAAUUAUUUCCCAGAGUCUCCACAAGCCGUACAGUGAAGAUGACUUUGCAUGCUAUGACGAUACUUUUUUUACAUUGGAUGGAAUUAAAAGCAUAGGGCCGGUAGUUGUUAUGAACAAUAGGGCCGUGCUACUAAAUAUUUUGUUAGGGGUUGGAGAUGUUGAGUUUGAGGCAAACUCUACACUCCUUGGAGACACAUUCAGACAUCUUUAUAACAUUAAUCAUAAUAUAGACACUACGCCAUGUGUUGGGGAUAGUAAUUUCACCACUGUUCUGCUAGGCAGCUUGGAGGAUGCAUUUAAAAAGUAUUCUGCCUUGAAGAAGAUGCCAAUAAAGGAGUUCAAGACUAUAAUAGAAAACCCCAUCCAUUAUUCACUAUAUUCGCUGUGCAUUGACAUAUGCACAGAACUGGUAAGAAUGAGAGCAUGUGAGUGUAUCUUUUCAGUUAACGAUUUCCGAGAAUAUUUUAUGCUUGAAAACUCCAUCGAGUUUUUGAAAAUUUUCUGCACAAAUUUGAUCAAAUCCUCUGGAAUAGAGGCUAUUUCAAAGAAUGCUAUUGAUCUUCUUAUUUGGACCAAGACUAAGUUUAAGGUUAUAAGCAAAGCAGCCGAAGAAGGGAAAACAAAGAGCUCUUCAAAGAGAGCUAAAACAGUCACGUCCACUGAAGAAGUAAAAAGCUACUGUGAAAUUGUACAUGAGCAAACUGUUCUUAAUUUAAAAGUGUUUUUUGAGGUUCUUGGCUUGAGACUCCUCGAGUUUAAAAAUUUUGAGGAUCUUCUUUCCAGGCCAGAUAGGCUUGUAUUCUUUGAGGAAUGUGCAGAGUUUUACUUUAGUAAUGCAGGCGCAGUCGGCAAUACUGUAUUUGAAGAGGCCAUGGCAAAGAAAAAUGCAAUAAUCCUCAAAAAGGCCAUUUCUAACAUAUUCUACAAUUGCCUUUUUGUCAGACGAAUCCUUCAGGACUUUGAUAUUUCUCUUCUUUCCGAGGUCAUUGAAUGUUCAGAUCCUUGUUUUAAUGUGCUAUUUGUAAAGCCGAUUCUUAAGAACAUGCAUUCCCAACAUCAUAAACAUACAGUACCGGACGACAAGAAUGAUAUUAAAAAUGAUACCAGCAGCACCACAAGCUUAAAACGAGAAGACAGCGGUGUCAAUCUCCUAUCACGUAUUCUUUCUUCUCUACACUUUACCAUCAAUGACCAAAUAAAUGAUCAAUACCUUAUUGAUCUUAUCCAAAAAGAAAAGGAAGAGGUCAGAAUGAUUGUAGAUCCAAGCCUAAUAGAAGAAUAUCAAAUUACAAUCCCACUAUCUAUUGAGCUAAGAAAUUACCAAAAGGAGGGCGUGAAGUGGAUUUCAUUUUUGAGUAGAUUCCACCUAAAUGGGAUUUUGGCAGAUGACAUGGGGCUUGGGAAAACAGUGCAGACGUUGUGCUAUAUUCUUAACGAGAUGUAUUCCAGUAGCAACGGAACGGCAAAUGAUAGCAAACAUACUAACGCAGCACCAAAUAAAAAAGUGUUGAUUCUCUGCCCUGCUUCAGUAUCUUCACACUGGCAUGAUGAAAUUGAGAAGUUCUUUAAUAUUGAAUCUUUCGUUUAUAGUCCUAAAAGAAAUGUCCAGAACAAGCUUUCUGACAUUACCAUAGUAUCGUACGAUACGUUCAGGAGAGACACCUUUCUAGACACGCUGUCCUGGUAUUUCAUAGUGUUCGACGAGGGGCAUCUUUUAAAGAACAGAGCUACCGCCCUGUACACAAAGUGUAAAGGACUACAAGCUGACCAUAAAAUUAUCCUUACAGGAACGCCUGUCCACAAUUCCGUAGACGAUCUGUUCUCUCUCUUCGAUAUUAUCCUUCCAGGAUAUUUGGGAGAUGAGAAUACAUUCAAUUCCAUGUAUGGAUGCAAGGUUAAUGAGAGGAAUGUGCAAGUAAUGGAAAACAGGCUGGAGGCGCUCCAUAAGAAGACACUUCCCUUUGUUAUGAGACGGCUAAAAUCUGAAGUGCUUGUAGAUCUACCGCCUAAGAUUAUCAAGGAUCUCAGCAUCAAAAUGAGCCCUGCACAGGAAGAGCUCUACCGCAAGAUCAACCAGAGUGAGGACGAGUGUGACUAUUCAAAGGGAUAUUCAUCUCUGAAAAGCAAUUCAUUAGUAAGAUUGAAGGACAGUCUUAAGGCUGCAUCCCAUCCCUUUUAUUUCGAUAAAAAUGUUCCCUCAUCUAAGACUGCCACUCUUCUUGAGUUACUGAAUAUGUGUACGAAUUCAAAAAUCCUUGUCUUUUUCCAGUUCAAGAGUACUAUUGAUUUUGUUAUUGAAGAGACUCAGCUGGCGAACUGUUUGAGACUCGACGGGUCAGUGCCUGUGGGCCAGAGAGGUGAGGUUGUAAAUAAGUUUAAUACAGAAGCCGUCCCGUAUCUCUUUCUAACCACCUCGAUUGGAGGACUGGGUCUGAACCUUACAGCAGCCGAUGUAGUGAUAUUCUAUGAGCAUGACUGGAAUCCGUUUAAUGAUCUUCAGGCCAUGGACAGGGCCCAUAGGCUUGGACAAAAGAGGACUGUCAAUGUAUUUAGACUUAUUUGCAAAAAUACCGUUGAGGAGAAGGUAAUGAACUACCAAAACUUCAAGCUUUACGUCGCCAAUUCAAUAAUUACACAGCAGAACAACGAGAUUCAAAAAAUGGAUACAAAAGACAUACUUGAGAGGUUUCAACAGUAG